UACCUUAUCACAUGACCGACGUGAAUAUCGCCAUAUUUGUCAGCUCGCCAUUUUCAGGCACCGUUACAGGUAGACAACUCCGUCCCGCCAACGUCUGCUCACACCGUUAACCUCCAGGUUUAGUAACGGUUUAAGAUAACAACCUUCCCUUCGUAAUUUAUGGACUGUUUAGUGGGUCUAUGAUAUGGAAUAUUUCAUUUCGUACCAUUCUGUUGGACAUUUAACCCUCUCGAACUUUUCAACAUGGCGGAAUCCAAACUUCUCAAUCGCCUCUCAGAAGACUUCCUUGAGUGUCAGAUCUGCCUGCAGCCCUACCACCGGCCCAAGGUACUGUCUUGUCUUCAUUCCUUCUGCCUGCAGUGUCUUGUAGAACUUUUGAAGAAACAAAAGGUCAAAAGUGAGUUAGAUUGCCCCACCUGUCGCAGCAAGACUUUACUUCCGGGUCGUGGGGUCGCGGAACUGAAAGAUAAUUUCUUUGUGGAGAGCCUGAAGGACACGGUUGACGUCCACAAGAAGCUGACUAAUGAAGGAGAGAGUCUGGUCUGUGGGAGCUGUGAGACCAAGCCAGGGGCGGAGUACUUCUGUGCGGAAUGUGGUGAGUUUUUGUGUUACGAAUGUGUAGCAAUUCACCGUCGUCUGAAGGUCACCAGAGGUCACCAGGUGAUCGGCGUAGAGCAGCUCAAGGCCGAAUCCGACACAGUAAGGAUGAAGCCUCGUCACUUGCCACCCUGUAGGAUCCACUCACAGGAGACCUUAAAGUUCUUCUGCAUCGACUGUAGCGAGGCUAUUUGUCAGGUAUGCACUGCUCUGUCCCACAAGGACCACAAGUACGAGUAUUUCACCGACACAGCUAUGAAGGCAAAAGAAGAUAUACUCGCUCUUCUUGGAAAAACCGAAAAGAAGAUGGUGGAUCUUAAGAAUGCUGACCAACUGGCGCACGCACAGAAGACCGAGUUGGAGAAAAAUGUAACCGAAAGCAUCAAGAAGAUCAAGAGGAAAGCAGAGCAAACUAGGAAGGAUUUAGUUGCGCUUGUAAAUCAACAAGAGGCCGAGUUAUUGGAUUGUGUUAACACUGUGAGCCAGACCCGGAGUAAGGAGUUCUCCACCGCUAUAGAAGAGAUAGAAACGGCGACUGUGGCGUUAGAGAGCGCGGCAGAGUUCGGACGGAACAUCGUGGAUCACGGGUCAGAGUUUGACAUCAUGGCGGUCAGCGGAGACGUGAACAGCAGACUAAAGAAACUGUUACAGAUAGAUCUUACCAACAUUACAGAUGAAUUACCUGCGAAGGCUUACAUCGCUUUUGAGGAGGAGGAGACGUCAAACAAGUUGAAGCCUUGCAUGGGAGAAGUCAAGACAACGCAGGAUUCAGGUUUCCGUACUGCCCGUUUCACGACCCUCGGUACCACCGGCCGUCUGGGCCCGACCAGCCUGGGGACCCACUACCGCGGACAGGACCACGAGGGGCUGGUGCAGCUGAAGGACGGGAUUCAGUACUUCACUGUACCGCAUACAGGGCAGUACAGGAUAGAGGCGGCAGGUGAAGUGUUGAAGAUACUUGCAGGCCAAGAGGGAGCGGAGAACAUGUCAAGCCAAGUCGUCGGUGGUGGAGGCGGAACCUUCGUCACCAAGACGGACAACACGCCGCUGAUCGUGGCGGGGGGUGCGGGGGGAGGUGAUCUCUUGAAGAAAAGGAACCCCAAUAGUGACGGUACAACCGCAACAGCAGGGCAGUACAGCUCAGGUGGUCGCCGUAACUUUGCAGGAGGUUCUGACGGGGAAGGCGCCACAGAAGGGUGUGCUGACCUUGUAGGUGGGGGAGGCGGGGGGCUCCUAACGGACGGCGCGAGCGGGAAAGUUCACUUUGGUGGCACUGAUGGAAAUUAUGGGGGUGAGGGUGGGAAGGCUUUCGUGAACGGUGGAGUCGGUGGGAGGGGGGUGAACUAUAAUGCAGAGGGCGGGUUUGGAGGAGGGGGAGGGAGUUACGGCUGGGGAGGUGGGGGAGGAGGAGGGGGUGGGUACUCAGGAGGAGGGAGGGGGGAUAACUCACGUGGUGCCUGUGGCGGUGGAGGUGGCUCCUAUAACUCAGGAUCAGACACCAGUGGUGAAGAAGAAGCAAAUGACGGGCCGGGAUAUGUUGUACUUACCAGGACGAUAUAA
Messenger RNA from Branchiostoma floridae (Florida lancelet), 2157 nucleotides. RefSeq names its product keratin, type I cytoskeletal 9-like. Bases 244 to 2157 code for a protein of 637 amino acids. The record is from RefSeq and is a predicted model, not a curated record. Gene Ontology annotation, molecular function: zinc ion binding. Lineage: Eukaryota; Metazoa; Chordata; Leptocardii; Amphioxiformes; Branchiostomatidae. The transcript has 3 exons.